Molecule: messenger RNA, 2115 nt
Organism: Melitaea cinxia (Glanville fritillary)
Lineage: Eukaryota; Metazoa; Arthropoda; Insecta; Lepidoptera; Nymphalidae
Product: proton channel OtopLc-like
Exons: 13
Coding region: 1-2079 (692 amino acids)
Biological process (GO): proton transmembrane transport
Cellular component (GO): membrane
Molecular function (GO): proton channel activity
Source: RefSeq, a predicted model, not a curated record
AUGAGUCCAGGCAAAAGCGUCCCACUGUGCGAAGCGACCGAGUCGCGUCCGGGCGUCAUCGUCACCGACAUGGACACUGUCCAAGAAGAGAACGAUAAUGACAGUGACGAGUCGUCCUAUUCCGAUAUACGGCAACUAAGGGAACGUACGAAAGCAAUGGUGAAUCCAGGACUCGAACAACUUUUGCAAAAUUCAAAUUCGCAACCAAACAGCCGUGGUGUAUCCAACGAUAUCGAAGUGAAGCUGGCUGCUAAUCUGAACACAAGGCGACCAUCGGCGAUAAUCGCAGCGUUUCGCAGACCAUCGCAAGCACUAGCAUUAUGCGCGGCGACACAGAGACGCUUCUUGUCCGAAAUGACACCGCACUCGCGAACCUCCGUCGCUUCCACUCAUGAGUCACCGCCUUCAGCAGCUGAACUAUUGGGACACGAAGCCUUAAGUAAGGCAUUAUCGGCACUGUAUGCUAAACUACUAGUCGUGCUCGGACUAGCAUUUCCUGUCACUGAGGUUAUUGCGAAUGGCGUUCCAGAUGCCUAUUACCGGGGUUUCUACUUAUAUCUUUACCUAGUCUCACUAUUAUUUGUUAUAUUCCUUUAUGCGAAUCUAAUACGAGAAAGGACAUUCAACACAAUAUUAAAUAGUCACGUAGUUAUUGAAAAAGACGAAAAAUUUAGCACUGGAAAAGCAACACCCAAUGAAAAACCAAAACAAAAAGAAACUAUUUCUCGUUACGGCAGUUUUUAUUUAAGGCUAGGGGCUAUAGCAUUUGGCAUUGGAUCAAUGGUAUAUAGCGGUUUGGAAUUUGGGGAAUAUUUUGAAAUGACGGAUCGCUGUCGAUCAUUCCUUUCCGCACUAACUCCGGCGUUACGUAUGGCCUUGACAAUUGUUCAAAUGCAGUUUAUAUUUUUAACAAAUAAAGAUAUUAAGACUGGAAGCCAUAAAAUGAUACAACGAUUUGGGCUUAUGCACUUGAUAGCCACAAAUAUGUGCGAGUGGCUCUAUGUUCUGGUCCAAGAGACAAAACACGAGAUACAUCAUCUAGAACAUUCGAUAGCUUCAAAAUCGAAUGCCAGCCACAGCGAAAUGGAGGAUAUGCCAUGUAAAAGAUCCAACGUAAUGGGUGCACUGGUACAAAAUGCAUCACCUUUUCUUUUUCCUUGUACUAUUGAAUAUUCGCUCAUAUGUGCCGUUAUUCUAUAUGAAAUGUGGAAAGAAGUGAAAUGCACCCCGGAAGACAUUGAAAAAAAAUUAAAUUACCAACCAAACAAAUCUCGCAAUAACUCAGUAACCCCUGAAAAAAUCUUACAACAGUUUGCUGGCAUGUUGGGCGUGAGUUCUCCUCACGGCAGUCGAACAACAUUACAUCACUUCUCAGUGGAUUGCUCUCACGCACAUCGCGGGUUAUUUGCAGGAAUACUUGUUAUUGUUAUCACUAUAAUAUCAUUAAUCAUGUUCUUUGUACUCGUCAACAAUCCAAACACGGUUAAUGAUGCGAUAUUUGAAGUAAAUAUUUGUGAGUUAAUACUGUAUUCACUGUCUAUACUGGCAUCGGCCACUGCUCUAAAACAAAUGAGAGAGCUAUCUUACAAAAGAAAAUCCCAGGCUGUUCUUGGGUUAGACACAUCACUGUUGAUUCUUGCACAGUCUGGAAUGUUCGUGUACUGCAUGUUUAGCCUGAUUGGGUGUCACCAUACGAUGAACUACAGCAAUAGUGCAGGACUCACUGGUUUUUUCUCAGAGUUCUUAUCUUUAAAUCAGACAAUUCUGCAAUCUUUGUUUAUUAUCGACGCUUGGUGGCGUCGAAGCAGUACCUCAGAACAGAGACGAAAAAAGCCAGGACGACAACUAGUCACCUUCCUACUCGUUGCAAACAUGGCCAUGUGGGCAAUUAACACGCUUGAAAAGAAUCGUGCGGAAUUCCGACCGGCUCACCUCGCCUUCUAUGGUCCGUGGGCGUGGACGAUCAUCACACACGUUUCCAUGCCUCUGGCGAUAUUCUACCGCUUCCACUCCACCAUAUGCCUUUUCGAAAUUUGGAAGAACUGCUUCAAGAACAAACCACUUUACUUAAAUAUUUAAUCUUAAUUUAAGAAUUCAAUAAAGAAAAUAAACACA